CUCCGUUCAGUCACAUGACUCCAUCUGCUUCCUGUUUCUUUCCGACAGAUCAACUCUCCUUCUGGAUCAACCCGCAGAACUGGAACCGUAAAACCCUGCUUUGGUUAUUGUUUUUGGAAGAGUAGUUGCGGGGAAAGUUCAGCUGCAGAACUCGGUUCAAAACACAGCGUUUUAAUGCAGCUCGUCCCAGUGUUCUGGAGGCGGCGGAGCGUCGUGUUGGCGGUUUGACAAGUCAAGUUUCUACUAUAAGUGUUUUAUUGUAAAUUGAAUACAUGCCGAGCUGACACCUGGAUUCUACAGAUUCUGAAAGUUAAGACGACAUUGUGUGUAAAGGUUUGUAAAGGAGGUCUGCGCUGAGGACGCCUUAAAUCGACUGUUUUCCGAAUGGAAUUUGGUUUCCUGCAUGUUCCCUCAAAAUAACAGAGAUGCAGUGGAGUGUAGAAACAGUUUACUGGGUUUAUUGCAACAUCAGACACUGAGAGCAGACAGAAGAUUAGAGGUCAAAGUCAGCUGCUGCACCUACAGAGAUCAGAGUUAAUGUCUGUAAAUCCUGGAGGAUAUCUGAGUGGAUCCUCAUUCCUAGAGAUAGUGUUUCUGCAGCCCUGGGUUGUGCAAUUUUACAAAAAAAAAGCCAACACUUUACUCCAGGACCUUUACUUGUAAUUGAGUAUUUUUGCAGUAUGAUAUUUGUGCUUCUACUUCACUGAAUAUAUUUCCCUGCAUCAAACCACUGAUUUUCUCUAACCUAUGGGGCGGCAUAGCUCAGUGGGUAGAGUGGCCGUCUUGUAAUUAGAAGGUUGCCGGUUCGAUUUUCGGCCUGUUGUGCUCAUGUCGUGGUGUCCCUGAGCAAGACACCUAACCCCUAAUUGCUCCUUGAUGGGUCGUGGUUAGCGCCUUGCAUGGCAGCUCCCGCCAUUAGUGUGUGAAUGGGUAAAUGUGACAUAUCAUGUAAAGUGCUUUGGAUAAAAGUGCUAUAUAAAUACAACCAUUUAUCUAACCAGCUUAUAGAUAUUCAGUUUAUGUUAUUUUCUUUCAUAAUUUGUACGUAGUAAGUUCAUAAUGCAAUACAAAGAAAACCCAGUGGACUGUUUUAAAAAUGCCCACUUGAAUAAUAUUACAUGGAACUUUGCAGAACACAAAAUUAGCUUAGAGAGAAUAAUAUGACUAAAUAAAAGUUACAGCAAACUAACAGUAACAUAUGAAUGAUAACAACAACAAACUAUUACUAUUGCUGCUAUUACCUCCACAUAGUUCCUGUUAGUUCAUGAUGGAUUCUGUUAGCUCUUGUUAGAUACAGAAAACACCUGUUAGAUAAAGAUAGUUCAGGUUAGCUUCUGAUUAAGCUUGUUAAACUAGCUCCAGAAAGUUCCUGAUGAGUCUUGGUGGCUAUCUUGUCCUGUAGAUUUAUACAACUACUGUUAGCUCUCAUGGGUUUCUGAUAGCUUCUAUGGUUUCCAGUUACCUCUUGUUGGCUGCUGCAAGCUCUGUUUAGCUCAAGUAAAUUGUAACAAACUAUCUCCUGUUAUCAUCUUUAAUGUCCAGUUAAUGCCUGUUAGCUCCAGUGAGCAUGUAUUAGCUCCAGGUAGCUUUUGUUAGCUACUGAUAGCUACCUGAUAGUGCUAAUUAAUCACAAUUAGCUACUGUUAGCUCUUAAUGACUCAAGUGGCUGUAGAAAAGUCCCACUAUCUCCAGUUAGCUCUCCUUGGCUGCUGUUACUUGCAAAUAGCUUCUAUUACAUGUUAGUCCCUCAAUUGCUCCCGUUAGCCUCCACAGCUACAGAAAAUGACUGCUAGCUCCAGAUAGCUCCUAUUAGAUGGAUCUUAUUAGCUUUUGAUAGCUGCUCAUGUCGCUACAAAAACUCAUGUUAUCACCAGUUAGCUUCUGUUAGGGCUGCUAAUGAUGUGUAUGUUGAUGUGCUAAUUGAUUAAUCGUCUCAGUAGUUGUACCUCUCAUGUAAACAUUUUUAAAAACCUUAAAAUUUGAAGUUUCAACUUUCACAGGUUCCUGAAGCUGAGCGGGUGGAGUUAGCGGUUAGCGGCUUCAUCUCCACUCAUUUGCAAAGACACAAAACAAAAUGCCUUCAAAUGGAUCAGUGUCAGAUGCUCCAAUCACUCAGUUCAUCAAUUGCAGGAUACUGAGAGAUCACAAGCUGCAGAGAGAGGACCUGUGGGUGCGUGAAGGCAGGAUUUUAGAUCCAGAAAAGCUGUUCUUCGAUGAGCUGGGCUACGCUGAUGAACGCAUCGACUGUGAAGGCAGCAUUAUUGCCCCAGGAUUCAUAGAUGUCCAGAUCAACGCUUCAGAAAACUCCUGUUAACUCCUGUUCUGCAGGAGGUUACGGCAUCGACUUCUCUAGGGUGUCUGAGGAUGUCAACGGUGGAGUUUCAUUUGUGGCCAAAAAGAUCCUGGAACAUGGAGUGACGUCUUUCUGUCCAACUCUGGUCACGUCUCCGACUGCCAUCUACCAUAAGGUUUUGCCUCAAGUCAAAGUUCACAACGGAGGGCAGCAUGGAGCUGGAGUUCUUGGUUUCCAUCUGGAGGGUCCGUUCAUCAGCGCUGCGAAGAAGGGAGCCCACCCAGAGCAGUACCUCAGAACCUUCAGCUCAGGAGGGGUCCAGGACCUGAUGGAGGUCUACGGCAGCCUGGACAACGUUGCCAUGGUAACACUGGCUCCUGAGCUGGCCAACAGCCAAUCAGUGGUGAGGGAGCUCAGUCAGAGAGGCAUCACUGUGUCCUUAGGUCACUCGGUGGCCAACCUGUCUCAGGCUGAGGAGGCUGUUCAACACGGAGCCUCCUUCAUCACUCACCUGUUCAACGCCAUGCUGCCGUUCCACCAUCGUGACCCCGGUAUCGUGGGUCUGCUGACCAGCGAUCAGGUGCCCGAAGGCCGGACUGUGUAUUAUGGGAUGAUAGCUGACGGGAUCCACACCAACCCUGCAGCGCUGCGAAUCGCCCACCGAGCUCAUCCUUCAGGUUUGGUUCUGGUGACAGACGCCAUCACAGCGAUGGGUCUUCCUCCAGGGCAUCACACUCUGGGUCAGCAGGUCAUCGAGAUCCAGGGUCUCCAUGCUUACGUGGCAGGCACUAAGACGCUCAGCGGCAGCAUCGCCACCAUGGACAUGUGUGUGAGACACUUCAAACAGGCUUCAGGCUGCAGUGUAGAAGAAGCUCUGGAAGCUGCUUCCCUCCAUCCUGCUCAGCUGCUGGGAAUCAGCCACAAGAAGGGAAAGCUGGACUACGGCUGUGACGCAGACCUGGUUCUGCUCGAUGACGCCCUCAACGUCAGAGCCACAUUCAUCUCUGGAGAAGAAGUUUGGAGAAAAGAACUGUAGAAGAAGAAGUAUGGAAACUGUCAAGACCUUCUGUGCCUUUAGUUUCUGCGCUGUGGGAGAUGACUUUUAUGAAACUGCAUCCAGACUCUUUACAGUUUAUUAUUUUAGUAUUAAAGUCAGUGUUACUGUGUGACGAUGUACCUCUGUAGAGCAAUAACUGGACUGUUAUUAUGUAUUUUUUCAACAGAGGAGAGCUGUGAUAUUAAACACUUGACAACA
Molecule: messenger RNA, 3548 nt
Organism: Acanthochromis polyacanthus (spiny chromis)
Lineage: Eukaryota; Metazoa; Chordata; Actinopteri; Pomacentridae
Gene: amdhd2
Product: amidohydrolase domain containing 2
Exons: 11
Coding region: 2280-3329 (349 amino acids)
Biological process (GO): N-acetylglucosamine catabolic process
Molecular function (GO): N-acetylglucosamine-6-phosphate deacetylase activity
Source: RefSeq, a predicted model, not a curated record